UGUCGCCCGCCUUAUAAACCGCGCGGCGAGCUGAACGCCGCGGGCUCAACUCCAGGCGGCCUGGGCCGUGACGCUCCUCGGCGAUCUUCCUCCCUCGGCGAGCCCGCGGGCGGGCGCCCCUCAGCCAGGAAAGCCUGUCAGACUGGUGGCUGAUGCCCAGACUGGACGACCACCCCUGGAGCGGUCCCUGCGCUAAGGGCACGAAGCACAGAAGCCACCUGAGGGCCAGUGCCAGGGGGCUGGAGGCCAAAGUGGGAGAAAUGAUCACCUCCUCAGUGUCAGGCCCCUCUCCCCUGGUGGCCCACAGUGCCCGGGGCACUGACCCGGCUCACGGGCCCGUGGGCGCUGGUGUGGGAGGCCAUGGCGGCAGUGGCCACAUCAACAGCUGGCAUCACCACUUGGUGCAAAGGAGCCUGGUGCUGUUCUCAGUGGGCGUGGUCCUGGCCCUGGUGCUGAACCUGCUGCAGGUCCAGAGGAACGUCACCCUGUUCCCUGAGGAGGUCAUCGCCACUAUCUUCUCCUCCGCCUGGUGGGUUCCCCCGUGCUGUGGGACAGCAGCUGCUGUGGUCGGCUUGCUGUACCCCUGCAUCGACAGCCACCUUGGAGAGCCACACAAGUUCAAGAGGGAGUGGGCCAGCGUGAUGCGCUGCGUGGCAGUUUUUGUUGGUAUCAAUCACGCCAGUGCUAAACUGGACUUUGCCAAUAACGUUCAGCUCUCCUUGACGUUAGCAGCCCUGUCUUUGGGCCUCUGGUGGACAUUUGACCGCUCAAGAAGUGGCCUUGGGCUUGGGAUCACCAUUGCCUUCCUUGCCACCGUGAUCACUCAGCUGCUGGUGUACAAUGGUGUCUAUCAGUACACGUCCCCGGAUUUUCUGUACAUCCGCUCCUGGCUCCCGUGCAUCUUCUUCUCGGGAGGGGUGACCGUGGGAAACAUAGGACGACAGCUGGCCAUGAUUGGGCUGACUGUACAAGUGACUCCUGGCAAACAGUUCACCUGUUUUAGAGUAGCAGACUGGGAAGAUGACCGCUUGUGCUGAGAUGUCACCUUGCCUGACGGCAUUCAGGCCUGGGUCUGCUCAGGAGGCACCAAGUGCAGGCCGGCCGGCUGCAGGGUCCCGAGGAUUCGGUUUCAUGUGUCAUUAAAAGCAAGUUGCCAUAUUUCCAAGCCUUGAACUAAAGCCUAACUACCAGCUCUGGUUUUGUAUCAGCGCCCAGGGGAGAGCUCGAUGGUGCUUACAAAGAUGAAGUGUGAUAAAAUAGGAAUAUUACUUAUCCAAAAGAUUUCUAAAAUAGGGUUGUGUAAAAAAAAGAGAAGGGCAGGGGCGGCGAGCCUAGGGUGGCAGUGCCGGGCGCCCCGUCCCGCAGCUGCGCGUGUGUCCCAGCGUACGGCUGUGCUUUUCACUCCUCCGUGGAGUCGCAGGUAGACAAUCUUACUGAGAGCCGAAGGCAAUGAGAGGUCAUCGUUCUGCACUGUGAUGUGCUGCAAUGUCCACCUCCGUAUUUGUGCAGUUUAUCCAGAAUCCGUAAUCAUCUAGGAGGGGCACCUGCCUGCCGUGUGUCUCAGUCUCAGUGAGCCAGAAUCGUGUGUUGUUUCUUUGAUGCUCCAGAACAGAGAUGACUGGUUUUUUUUCCACAGCCCUAUGGGAUUUGCAAUCUGUGAUUGCCUUGUAAAAAGAAGAGUGCGUAUGUCACUGUAUUAAACAUUCGGUGUUUCUAAAUACUCAAAGACGUGGUGAGCACAAUGUAUUCAUUUAAUGGCAUAGACCAUGUUUGUUAGACCCAGUUUGCAAGCACUGGGUCUUCAACUUCAAGUGCAAUGUAUAUGAAAACCAACCUGAGCCUUGUAUCCUCUUAAAUAUUUAUUUUUUUAACGUAUGAGGUGUUACAGAGGGUUCUCCAUUUCAGUGCUGCAUGGGGGCAAAGUUCAGCAACAGCCCCUCUCAGUUGUGCAGUUACUUCGUUGCUGUGCUCUCCACUGAGCCGGUCCUUUGAAAUACUCCAGUUUUGUGCGUUUGGUAAACUUGUAAUUUUUACUCACAAAUUCACCUUUUUGUAUUUUGCAAUUUAAAUGUUUUGGUUGUUUUACACUCUGUGAACACGGCUUGACGAAAAGACUCCUCCCCCUUGAGCAGCUGGCGGUCAGAGCCGCUGCCGGCAGCCGUGGGCUGUGCUCUCGGCUCCCCUCCCGUGAUGGUCCUCGUUGCAGUUGGGUUUUGUUUUGAGGAAAAUGUCCUGGAGUAAAUUUUAGGUUACUGUAGCUAAUUUGUUUUAGAGGAAUUUUGUUUAAAAGAAAAUAGGAUCAUUCUGAACUUUGCAAUGACCCCCUUACACAUUUUUCUGAAAUCAAACAGCUAUGUGAAAAGAGUUUCCAAUGAGGCUAUCAGCCUUUUAUGAAAAACCAGAAGUUAUUAGAUGAGAGCAGGCAUUGAAUCUUUCAAAUAUACUUGAUCAUAUGCACAGUGAGUAUUUUUUUCUCUUAAACUGGAAAUAAAUCUAUAUCUGUUAGAAACAAUGUAGCCAAAAGAUGUGAAUCUGAAGAAUUUUGUUGCCAAUACUUUAUAGCAAGUAUAUGAACCAAAGUCAUUUGAGUUUGUAAAAAUGUAAAAUAGUAUGAACAAAAUUUGCACUAUACCAGGUUUGAACAUCUAGUGAGAUUCACAUUCACACUAAGUUUUCAGCGUUGUGUUCUUUUGCAUUCAUUUUUUACUUUUAUUAAAGGUU
Physeter macrocephalus (sperm whale) is the source of this 2721-nucleotide messenger RNA. RefSeq names its product insulin induced gene 1 (gene INSIG1). The record is from RefSeq and is a predicted model, not a curated record. The coding region runs from base 153 to 1037 and encodes 294 amino acids. Lineage: Eukaryota; Metazoa; Chordata; Mammalia; Artiodactyla; Physeteridae. The transcript has 6 exons. Gene Ontology annotation, cellular component: SREBP-SCAP-Insig complex; endoplasmic reticulum. Gene Ontology annotation, biological process: cellular response to insulin stimulus; SREBP-SCAP complex retention in endoplasmic reticulum; SREBP signaling pathway.